Molecule: messenger RNA, 2982 nt
Organism: Nelumbo nucifera (sacred lotus)
Lineage: Eukaryota; Viridiplantae; Streptophyta; Magnoliopsida; Proteales; Nelumbonaceae
Product: O-fucosyltransferase family protein
Cellular component (GO): Golgi apparatus; chloroplast; cytoplasm
Source: RefSeq, a predicted model, not a curated record
GAGAAUCUAUUGACACCCUGAACCUGAAAGGCGAUACCGCGUGUUCGCACGUCUAUCUUCGCUGAUCUUUCAACCUUCUUUCUUUCUUUCUUCGUGGAAGAUGGCCGUGAGUCAAUCGUACGGGUAGAUCAAUUACGCAUUUGAAUAUGGUGCCUUAAAUACCAUGAAUUCGGUCCAUGACCUGGGCCAAUCAAUGUUUGAGUUACCCUGUGUUUGCACAAAAAACCGCUCAAAACAUUCCGGCGCUCAUUCCAUUCCAGUGACGUCUAGCAGCUUCUCUUACGUUGAAUUUGAUUGUUUUGAUAAGCCGGUGUUCUGUUUCAGAAGAGGAAAAGAAACGGUGACUGGUAAAUUUCAAUAUAAACUCCUCUUCAUUUUGUUGCAAUAGGUUUAUUUAAUAAAUUCUGGAUCGGAGAAUGCAAGAAAAGCUCGGAACUGGUUCGUUAAUGGUCACAUCCUCCAUUCGCCUUAUUUGCUGUUAAUGCCCGACUCGUCUUCUCCUUCUCCAAAAAUGGGCUUUCCACAACAUCACAGUAGCAGUGAUGCCGUCUCUCAGAGAGUUAACAGCCCAAGAUUCUCGGGACCCAUGACGAGAAGGGCUCACUCCUUUAAGCGUAACAACAGCAACAAUAACAAUCCUAAAACCUAUCACGAGAUUGAUCUCCAGCUCAACUCUCCGAGAUCUGAAAACCCCGGCACCCCCAGUCCCGUUUUGCUUGAUGGGUUGGACUCACUUUCUGAAAGGAAGCAAGCCCUUCAUCAGUUUCAGCGGCUUCAUCUGUUAAAGAAGCCUGUUGGAUCUAUUGUCGUGAAUUUUGGGUUACGAGAGAAGAAGAAAUUGGGGCAUUGGAUGUUCUUGUUAUUCUGCAGUCUUUGCUUGUUCUUGGGCGUCUUAAAGAUUUGUGCAACUGGGUGGUUUGGAUCUGCAAUUGAAAGAGCAGGGGUGUACCAGGAUCUAUCUGACAUUUCCAUUGCUAAUCAAGUGUUUCAAAGCUUUCAUGAACAUGAACAUAUGGAGAGUGGAAGUGAUGCUGAACGAACCCUAAAGAUGGUGGCAUCAGGUGUAGUCAAUAGUGAGAACAGCGUGGUUGAACAUUUAGAUAUCUGGUCCAAGCCAAACAGCGAGAAUUUCACCCAGUGCAUUAACCAGCCAGCAAGCCAAAAAAAGUUGGAUGCAAAGACAAAUGGAUAUAUCCUUGUAAACGCAAAUGGUGGCUUGAAUCAGAUGAGAUUUGGGAUCUGUGAUAUGGUUGCAAUUGCUAAGAUCAUGAAGGCAACACUUGUCCUUCCUUCGCUUGAUCAUACCUCCUACUGGGCUGAUCAGAGUGGCUUCAAGGAUUUGUUUGAUUGGAGGCACUUCAUUGAGACACUGAAGAAUGAUAUCCACAUUGUUGAGACACUACCACCUGCCUAUGCUGAAAUUGAACCUUUCAUAAAGACACCCAUAUCCUGGUCAAAGGUUAGUUAUUACAAAACUGAGGUCCUCCCUCUACUGAAGCAGCACAAAGUUCUUUACUUUACUCACUCUGAUUCCCGACUUGCCAACAAUGGACUCCCAAAUUCUUUACAAAAGCUGAGGUGUCGUGUGAACUAUAGGGCAUUGAAGUAUUCGGCCCCAAUUGAAGAACUAGGAAACACCUUGGUUUCAAGGUUGCGGCAGAAUGGGGGCCCUUAUAUUGCACUGCACUUGAGGUAUGAGAAGGAUAUGCUAGCCUUUACAGGCUGCAGUCAUAACCUAACAGUGGAGGAAGACAAUGAGCUCCAGAGGAUGCGUUAUGAAGUCAGCCAUUGGAAGGAAAAGGAGAUUGAUGGGUCUGAGAGAAGGAAGCUUGGGGGCUGUCCACUGACCCCAAGGGAGACUUCACUUCUGCUGAAAGGUUUGGGUUUCCCACCUAGCACCACAAUUUACCUGGUGGCUGGUGAAGCUUAUGGGAAUGGAAGCAUGCAAUAUCUUGAGGAUGACUUUCCCAACAUAUACACCCAUUCCACUCUUUCAGUGGGAGAAGAGCUGAAUCCUUUCAAGAACCAUCAGAACAUGCUUGCAGGAUUGGACUAUGUUGUUGCCCUUCAGAGUGAUGUUUUUGUCUAUACAUAUGAUGGUAAUAUGGCAAAGGCUGUGCAAGGUCAUAGGCGCUUUGAAGGCUUCAAGAAAACCACCAGUCCUGAUAGGCUGAACUUUGUACAGCUUGUUGAUGAAUUAGAUGAAGGGAAGAUAUCUUGGAAGAAAUUCAGUUCGAAAGUGAAGAAGCUUCAUAAAGACCGAGUUGGAGCACCUUAUCUAAGGGAACCUGGAGAAUUUCCAAAGCUGGAGGAGAGUUUCUAUGCAAACCCUCUUCCAGGGUGUAUAUGUGAAAACAUCAAACGAUGAUUGAUAAAUUGUGGACUCACAGGUUUUACUACUUUCUUUCAAGGUGUAAAGCUACCUACAACCCAAGGGAAGUGAAAACUUCUUGGCAUUAGAUACAGAUCCAUCAUCCUCAAUGUUGAUGAGCUCAAAAGUUCCAUCUUCAAAUAGACAUCAAUCCAUUUGAUUUAAAUGCCCCAGUUAUAAGGAAUCCACCGCUUGGAGGCUGUGGAACUGAUACAGGGUGGUUGUUAUGACUUAAGAGACAAUUUUGUUUAAGAGGUAGAUGAGAGAAGGUCUGGCCCUAUCUUUCUGAAGGAUGAAGGGAAGAAUGUAAUCAAGUCAAAGCACUGGAACAUUGUGAUUCUCUUCUUCACAGAAUUUCACAUCAGAAAGCAACAUGGAGGUUGGGUUCUUUCUGGUCUUCUAUAUCAUGUAAUUCUAUGUACGUUUUUAGGUAAAUAUGCAUGAAAUUUGGUUAAUUGAUGGGGGAUAAAAAGUGACACAAACUGACUGGGUUGUAUAUCAUUCUAUUACAACACGGGUAUAUUUAAGGAGAUCAUGUGAUUAAUCAGAUGAAAUUUGUUUGGAAUUUGUCUUUUCUUGUUAUUGCAAACCACUUCAAGGUUUUGUUUUCA